AUGGUGCUUCUCAAGGACCCGAGGGCUGUCUUUUUGGCGGCCAUUGUGGUGACCGCAAUGGUCAUGCCAUCAUGCUAUGUUGCACAAGGUGUAGGGGUAUGCAACCAGAUCUUACCAUGCACGGACAACACGUGCAAAGUCUACUGCCAGAAAUUGGGGUACAGGUUCUCCAAGGCACAGUGCAAGCCUGGGAACCUGAAGAAAGGUGUGUCCUAUGACAACUGCUGUUAUCUAAAGUUAGAACCCGUCAUCCACGGGUAG
This is a messenger RNA of Triticum turgidum subsp. durum (durum wheat), 261 nucleotides long. NCBI's taxonomy places the organism in Eukaryota, Viridiplantae, Streptophyta, Magnoliopsida, Poales, Poaceae. The record is from the annotation of a GenBank genome assembly.